UCGGGUGGCCCGGCCCCCACGGCGCGGCGCUGCAUAGCCCAGCCCAGCCCGCGCCGGCCUCCGCCGAGGGACCAUGGGCGAUGCGCUCCUCCCGGCGCGGGGGGCUGCGGCGCACGGGCGGCGUCGGAGGAGGUGAGAUCCUGUAAUCUGCAUCUCAGAAGACUUUGACAAUGUGGAAAGGAAGCUAGAUACAGUACAGAAAAAGUCUGCAUAAGUCACUUGAUAAGGAUGGAGCUGAAAUACAGACAUAUGUUGACUAAGGAGUCGGAAUAAGACCUGACUGCUCUGUGAUCUGCGUAUACUUGGACCAUGAACUUACUCUUAGGCUUUGUGCUUUAGGAACCUUUGUACUAACUGUGAGAAGCUGUUGGGAAUCAUGGCAUUCUCUCCAUGGAAGCUGUCCUCUCAGAAACUUGGCUUUUUUCUGGUGACUUUUGGUUUUAUUUGGGGAAUGAUGCUUCUGCAUUUCACUAUUCAGCAGCAAACACAACACGAAAGCAGUUCAGUCCUGCGUGAACAAAUUUUGGAUCUCAGCAAAAGAUACAUCAAAGCAUUAGCUGAAGAAAAUAAAAAUGUGGUUGAUGGACCUUAUGUUGGAACAGUGACAGCAUACGAUUUGAAGAAAACACUUGCAGUCUUGCUGGAUAAUAUCUUGCAGCGUAUUGGGAAACUGGAGUCCAAAGUGGAAAAUCUUGUACUUAAUGGAACAGGAGCAAACUCUACCAACAAUACUACCACUCCAGCUCCCAGCUUAGGAGCAGUCGAAAAGCUUAAUGUAGCAGAUCUCAUAAAUGGAGCCCAAGAACAGUGUGAAUUGCCUCCUAUGGAUGGUUUUCCUCACUGUGAAGGGAAAAUAAAGUGGAUGAAAGAUAUGUGGCGAUCGGAUCCCUGUUAUGCAAGUUAUGGUGUAGAUGGGUCCACAUGCUCCUUUUUUAUUUACCUCAGUGAGGUUGAAAAUUGGUGUCCUCGUUUACCUUGGAGAGCAAAAAAUCCUAAUGAAGAAACUGAUCAAAAGACAGUGGCUGAAAUUCGUAUCAACUUUGAUCCUCUCUACAAAAUGAUGUCGAGGCAUGAGGAAUUCAGAUGGAUGACGUUACGUAUCCGACGAAUGGCUGAUACCUGGAUCGAAGCAAUUAAAUCACUUGCAGAAAAACAAAAUUUGGAGAAUAGAAAACGAAAGAAGAUUCUUGUUCACCUUGGGCUUUUGACAAAAGAGUCCGGAUUCAAGAUUGCUGAGAAUGCGUUUAGUGGUGGCCCGCUUGGUGAAUUAGUCCAAUGGAGUGAUUUAAUUACAUCUCUCUACUUACUGGGCCAUGAUAUCAGGAUUUCAGCUUCACUAGCAGAGCUCAAGGAAAUUAUGAAGAAGGUUGUAGGUAACAGAUCUGGCUGCCCUACCCAGGGAGAUAAAGUUGUAGAACUCAUCUACAUUGAUAUAGUGGGACUCACUCAGUUUAAGAAAACACUUGGACCGUCAUGGGUGCAUUACCAGUGUAUGCUAAGAGUUCUGGAUUCCUUUGGAACUGAACCAGAAUUUAACCAUGCCCAUUAUGCUCAGUCUAAAGGGCACAAAACACCAUGGGGAAAGUGGAACCUUAAUCCCCAGCAGUUCUAUACAAUGUUCCCUCACACUCCAGAUAACAGCUUCCUUGGAUUUGUGGUAGAGCAGCAUUUGAAUUCCAGUGACAUUAAACACAUUAAUGACAUCAAAAGGCAGAAUCAAUCUCUCGUUUAUGGCAAAGUAGAUAAUUUCUGGAAGGACAAGAAGGCUUAUCUGGAUGUUAUUCACACCUAUAUGGAAGUCCAUGGAACUGUUCAUGGGACAAGCACGAUUUAUAUUCCUGGCUAUGUAAAAAACCAUGGUAUACUCAGUGGGCGGGAUCUGCAGUUUCUACUGAGAGAAACCAAGUUGUUUGUUGGUCUUGGAUUUCCCUAUGAAGGGCCUGCUCCUUUAGAGGCUAUUGCUAAUGGAUGUGCUUUUCUGAACUUAAGAUUUAAUCCACCAAAAAGUAGCAAAAACACAGAAUUUUUCAAAGGCAAGCCAACACUCCGAGAGCUAACAUCUCAGCAUCCCUAUGCUGAAGUUUACAUUGGGAAGCCCCACGUUUGGACUGUAGACAUCCAUGAUCUUUCUGAAGUGGAGAAGGCUGUCAAAUCAAUUUUGAAUCAAAAGAUUGACCCUUAUUUGCCCUAUGAAUUUACCUGCGAGGGAAUGCUUCAGAGGAUGAAUGCAUUUAUUGAAAGACAGGAUUUCUGUCAUGGGCAAGUGAUGUGGCCCCCACUAAGUGCCCUUCAAGUGAAAAUUGCUGAACCUGGAAAAUCCUGUAAACAAGUUUGUCAGGAAAGCCAGCUCAUUUGUGAGCCUUCCUUCUUCCAGCAUCUUAACAAGGACAAAGCUCUGCUUAAGCAUAACAUCGAAUGUCUCACCGUUGAGUCUGCAAAUGAUAUUGUGGUCCCCUCUUUUGAUGGAAGAAGGAAGCACUGUGUUUUCCAAGGUGACCUCUUACUGUUCAGCUGUGCUGGAUCCCACCCGACCCACAGAAGAAUCUGCCCAUGCAGGGACUACAUUAAGGGACAGGUUGCGCUUUGUAAAGACUGCCUAUAGCAGCAGCAGGGCUUCUUUUGAGUAUAGGACAAAAUGUAAGUAGUUUUGAGAGGAGCUACUUAUUAAUUCCUGCACUUCUGUCCAGGUUUUUUUGCUGCAGGCAGAGCUAUUAUUGCUGGGCAGAAUUAUCUACUGAGAGGAGGGAUUGAUAGCAAACAGCUAACUGAUCUUUUUUCCUAUAAGAACAUUUGCAGUGCAACUCUUCAAAUUGCUUCAUCUGUUUGCGAAGAGAAAUGAGUUUCGUGUUCUCCAGUGGUUUGAAGAUGACUGCACAGAAUAGUUUGUAGAAAACUCCCAGGCCCAUCAAACUUCUUUUUUGUUGUUUGGGUGAAGUGUUUUCUAUUUUUCGAUGAGUUUGAACAUCCCUGGUCAUGGUUAGCAAAAAGAUCUCAGCAUCAUUCCAAUAGAAAAUUGAAAAAAGUGUGCUGGGGGGUGGAGGGGGGGGAGGACUACAAUUUAUUAUAGAUGCACUGUUUUGGGUACUGCUUUGUCUUGAAUGGCUACAAAGUGGUUUACUUCACAAGAAUUUGGAAUCACAAGAUAGCUCUAUAUUCUGCAAUUGGGUUAUCUGGGCCCAGUCCUUUUUGUUCAAGUUUUGUAUACAAAGUAUUGUCUGCAUCACAGCUGCUGCACCAGAGCAGUCUGAACAGAAAGUACUAUGAGUGAGCAAGCAGGCAGUGUGUGACCCGACAGCCAACUUGGGUUGGGGCAUUCUUCAGUGUGGAAAAGCCUCAAAGACACGCUGCCUUUUUAGGGAUGGACUUGUCAGUUUACUGGUCCCAUUUAGAAAGUAAUCCUUGGAAUUUGCCCAUGCUUCUGUUGUAGUCUGUCUACUAGAAAUACUGUGUGAAGCAAAAAGUAUUCAGCAUCUUUGGAGCAAUAUUAUUGUUAGAGCCUCAGUUUGCUGCGCCUUCCAGUAGUUAAAGUGUUGCUGAAUGACAUAGAAAGGUUAAACUAAGCUAACUAUAAUUAUUGUAUGGUAGAAAUGUAAAAUGUCUUCAUAACUAGCUAGAUUUUUAAAGAGAAUUUUUUUCUGAAGAGCAAGAGGAGACAACUGCUAAGAAAAGUAUUGACUGAUCUUGUGGGUGCUUUGGUUGUUUUUCUCGUGGGGAGGGAAGGAGGGUUUUGGUGUUUUUUUAGGUUUUCUUUUCUGUUUUUUUUAACAGGCACACCAGUCAUAAAUUGAGAAAAUUGAAGAGUUUGAAUUCAAACUUCCUUUGAAGCAGCACAUUAAAUCUUUGACACCACUUUCUUUUUGUAGAGGUAACUAUGGUUCUUCUCAGCAGAAGGUGGCACGCUUGGCAGCACCAUUUGUAGACAGGAAACAAUUUGCUAAGGUCAGUGAGAAACCAGUCCGUGGUGUAUUUUGAAAGCAGUCAUAGUCAGCACUUUGGGACGUGAACGUGUUCUUUCUGUGUUGGAAAAAACUCCAUUAGCAUGAAGGGUUUUUUUCAUGAAAAUGACCAUUACUGAGUAGCCAUGAAAAGCAUAGAAACUUUUGUUUUCCCAUCUCUUGACCUACCAAAGACCAUUGGAGGGAACUGCUUUUUAAUCCUGGAUAAACUUUUAAAACAAGGGAGCCGAAAAUUGUUACAUUUCAAUGUGAAAACAGCAAAUUACUUUUUUCCAAUUGGUUUCCUGCCUCAGCACUCCUGAUGGUGUUACACUGUAACACUCCUUACUGCUGAGAACUCAGGACUGUAAUCCUGAGGCUGUUGGGCGGCCACAAGGCUGUGUGGGAAUGUUGAAGUUCCUGGGAUGCCAGGAAAAAUCUGCUGUAUCUUAGAGUAAUUUUCCAAAAGCAGAAUAACAGGGCCCUUUAAUGAGGCAAACAUUCUGUGUGAGGAAAAAAAACACAACUAGUAUGAGCAUUCUUACUCUUAGCAUAUCUCAGCAUUUGCUUCAGUCAACAGAAGCGUAGUUUGCAAUAGUUUUAAUACCCCAGCAGAGCUGGAGGAGGAUUCAAAAUGGGUCUGAGCAGAUGCAACAGUUCAUUUUGUGUUUAUAUCACCUAUUCCCCACAUAGCUGUGCAUAUUUAUGCAACUGGAAAGCCCUGUAUAUUACUGGCAGUGUGUAUUUCUACCUGGUGCUGAAUGUGGGGGCAACAGCAGAGAUUUGUCUCUCCUAGUUCAGCCUGAGGUUCCUCAGGCAGGAUUUUAAUUCAGAAUGACAUAUCAGAGAAUUACAUCGGAAACAAAGAUGUGGAUGUGUGCACUUACAAAUGCAAAACACGUAGUUUUUGUUGCAGUGUAAUUCUUGCUGUAAAUACGUAUUUGCUUGACUCCCACCGCUGUAUGGUCCACAUGGCAUAUUGCAUUUUAUUUUGCCUCUAAGCUUUUAUAGAUGGGGAGGGUUUUGGUAUUUGUUAUUAUAAGAUUUUCUGGUCUAGUGCUUUGCUCAAUGGUAAGUCUGCAUUUACCACAGCAGGGAGAGUCUAUUAUAAGCUGUUUUUUUUUUCAUGCUGUAGCACUAUUUCUCUCUUAGCCUACUGAGCUGAAUUACCGCAUACUGGCAAAAGUGAAACAGCAAACACUGGUGCCGCUGGCAUUUCAGCCAGGGACAGGAUAUCUAAAUCCGGUUUCAGGAUCAUUUGGGUCUGAUUCUAUUUCCACUGAAAUCUAUAGAGAAUGAGUCCUUAAUCUUAAAGAAAAAAGAAUCAAGAGCUGUGGUCUCACAGGCCUGCGUUGUUAACUUAAAACACAGUAGCUGGACCUCUUCUUUCAGAAGUGUUACUUUUAUGAAAUACAGCUUCAAUCAAAUUUCUGUAGAAGAGAUCCUCUAAGAACUGUGAGUGAACAACCUGUAGUGUGCUGAUGUUUCACUCUCCAUCACAGAGCAGUGUUGCCCAUGCAUCAGUAAAUCAUGCAGGGCCCUUCUGCAGAUAAGCACUCAGGCAAAUCCAGGUGGGACUAUUACAAUUUUGAACAAUUUAGUAACGUGUAAAAAAUCCCCAUGUUAGAACAGAGGCCAGCCUUCUGUCCAAGUGUCAGAACUAUUUUCCUUCCUAGUGAAAGAGUAAAGGUGGAGUCACAAUAUUCCACUUGGGGUCCUUGAGGUGGGGCCAGGCCGCAGAGCUCAGUCCACCAGUAAGGCCUGCAGCUCCUUCUGCUCUGAAAUCAGGUUUUUGCAUGACUUGGCAGUGGAAUAUAUUGACCGGUGGUUGGUGGGGGAGGAAAUAUCAAAAGUUGCAUAGAAGAAGGUUUUACAAGCUUUUAAUCAUAACUCUCAUAUCAAGACAUUCUUUGUUUUAAAAUUUUGUAUUUUUGUAUGUGACCUAGUUUUUUCAAAAAAUGUUGUUCCUAUGAGAUUAGAAAACUUGAGAGAAGCAUUUACAUAUUUAUUAACAUAAAAUUAUGGCUUGCCUUUGAAAGGUAAAGUUGGUAAAUACACACUGUUUAAAAAUGCCAAUAAAAACCUCAUUUAUUUCA
Messenger RNA from Lagopus muta (rock ptarmigan), 6031 nucleotides. It is a transcript of the gene MGAT5, whose product is annotated as alpha-1,6-mannosylglycoprotein 6-beta-N-acetylglucosaminyltransferase. Gene Ontology annotation, cellular component: Golgi apparatus. Gene Ontology annotation, biological process: protein N-linked glycosylation. The transcript is spliced from 18 exons. NCBI's taxonomy places the organism in Eukaryota, Metazoa, Chordata, Aves, Galliformes, Phasianidae. The record is from RefSeq and is a predicted model, not a curated record. Bases 377 to 2602 code for a protein of 741 amino acids. Gene Ontology annotation, molecular function: alpha-1,6-mannosylglycoprotein 6-beta-N-acetylglucosaminyltransferase activity.